This is a messenger RNA of Apodemus sylvaticus (European woodmouse), 1598 nucleotides long. RefSeq names its product SH3 domain containing GRB2 like 3, endophilin A3 (gene Sh3gl3). Lineage: Eukaryota; Metazoa; Chordata; Mammalia; Rodentia; Muridae. Gene Ontology annotation, molecular function: protein binding. The record is from RefSeq and is a predicted model, not a curated record. Gene Ontology annotation, cellular component: presynapse; cytoplasm; glutamatergic synapse. Gene Ontology annotation, biological process: synaptic vesicle uncoating; endocytosis. The transcript has 9 exons. Bases 139 to 1188 code for a protein of 349 amino acids.
UGCCAGUGUGACAGCGCCGUGGCCGUGGCCGUGGCCGUGGGGCGCGCGGGGACCGCCCGGGGUGCCCGCUCCGCUCAGCGUCGCGGCCGCGUGGCCCGGCGGAGCCCCGAGACCACCCCCGGGCGGGGCGCCGCCGCGAUGUCGGUGGCUGGGCUCAAGAAGCAGUUCCACAAAGCCAGCCAGCUGUUUAGUGAAAAAAUAAGUGGUGCCGAAGGAACGAAGCUAGAUGAAGAAUUUCUGGACAUGGAAAAGAAAAUAGAUAUUACCAGUAAAGCUGUAGCAGAAAUUCUUUCAAAAGCCACAGAGUAUCUCCAGCCCAAUCCAGCAUACAGAGCUAAGCUAGGGAUGCUGAACACUAUGUCGAAGCUCCGAGGGCAGGUGAAGGCCACCGGCUACCCACAGACAGAAGGCUUGCUGGGGGACUGCAUGCUGAAGUACGGCAAGGAACUUGGAGAAGACUCUGCUUUUGGCAACUCAUUGGUAGAUGUUGGUGAGGCCCUGAAACUCAUGGCUGAGGUGAAAGACUCUCUGGAUAUUAAUGUGAAGCAAACUUUUAUUGAUCCGCUUCAGCUACUGCAAGACAAAGAUUUAAAAGAGAUUGGGCACCACCUGAGAAAGCUGGAAGGCCGCCGCCUGGAUUACGAUUAUAAGAAGAAGCGGGUAGGUAGGAUCCCCGAGGAAGAAAUACGACAAGCAGUAGAAAAGUUUGAAGAGUCAAAGGAGUUGGCCGAAAGAAGCAUGUUUAAUUUUUUAGAAAAUGAUGUAGAGCAAGUCAGCCAGCUGGCUGUGUUUGUAGAGGCGGCAUUAGACUAUCACAGGCAGUCCACAGAGAUCCUCCAGGAGCUGCAGAACAAGCUGGAGCUGCGAAUAGCUCUUGCAUCCAAAGUCCCCAAGCGAGAAUUCAUGCCAAAGCCUGUGAACACGAGUUCCACCGAUGCCAAUGGGGUUGGACCCAGCUCUUCAUCACAGAUAACAGGGACAGGCACUGACGCUCCCUCGGACCAGCCCUGCUGUCGCGGUCUCUAUGACUUUGAGCCAGAAAACGAAGGAGAAUUAGGAUUUAAAGAAGGGGACAUCAUUACGUUAACCAAUCAGAUAGAUGAAAACUGGUACGAAGGAAUGCUCCGUGGGGAAUCCGGCUUCUUCCCCAUUAAUUAUGUGGAAGUCAUUGUGCCUUUACCUCGGUAAAUGUGUCUUUUGGACCUAACUUCAGAACUGAAAUGAACUGGCACCAGUGCUCGCUCAGUGUGGUGUUCUGUGGCAUCCUCGCUCUCUGCCCACUUAAUCACUUUUGUAUGUGUGUUUUCUUUAUAAUGUAUUUUGUAUCAAUUUAAUUUGUAUAACUGAUUUCUUUGUCCUAACUCAUAAAAUUAGUUUUCUUCUUGUUCUAAAAGUCAUUGGUUAAAUGUAUUUGCUUCCUGUUGCUUAAAGUAAAUUGCGCCCAUUCGAGUGGCCUGGGUAGUCCUUAGCUGCAGUGGGAAUGCACCCUUUGCAGCUAUGAAAGCUAAAGAUUUUGUUUCUUGACGUUAUUGAUGGCAUCCGGUCUUUUCCUGUUGUAAGCUUACCUGUGAACGGCCCAAUAAACAUGGCACACUGUG